This is a messenger RNA of Lasiosphaeria miniovina, 432 nucleotides long. Its product is annotated as mitochondrial inner membrane translocase subunit Tim17/Tim22/Tim23/peroxisomal protein PMP24. The record is from RefSeq and is a predicted model, not a curated record. Gene Ontology annotation, biological process: protein insertion into mitochondrial inner membrane. Gene Ontology annotation, cellular component: TIM22 mitochondrial import inner membrane insertion complex. Lineage: Eukaryota; Fungi; Ascomycota; Sordariomycetes; Sordariales; Lasiosphaeriaceae. Gene Ontology annotation, molecular function: transmembrane protein transporter activity. The coding region runs from base 1 to 432 and encodes 143 amino acids. The transcript has 2 exons.
AUGGAGUCAUGCUAUGUCAAGACGGCCAUGAGCGGUGUCGCAGGGUUCGGGCUGGGCGGACUGUUUGGAAUGUUUAUGGCAUCUAUGGCCUACGACACGCCGUACCACACGGCGGGGGCUGCGGUGUCGCCGAUCAGCUCGAUGCCGUGGCGGCAGCAGCUGUCGACGGGGUUCAGGGACAUGGGCAAGCGGUCGUACAGCACGGCUAAGAACUUCGGCAAGGUCGGCGCGCUGUUCAGCGGCGUCGAGUGCGGCAUCGAGGGGCUGCGCGCCAAGAACGACAUGGGCAACGGCAUCGCCGCCGGCUGCUUCACGGGCGCCAUCCUCGCCCGCAACGCCGGGCCCCAGGCCGCCGCCGUCGGCUGCGCGGGGUUCGCCGCCUUCAGCGCCGCCAUCGACGCCUGGAUGCGCAUGCCCAAGGACGAAGACUGA